GCGUCGGCUCUUCACACGCGAGUUUGCUGCACGCGAUGGAGCAUGUGGCCGGUGGUUACGUGAGCGUACAGUAAACGUAUCCAUUUGUCAUUUUCAUCCUUUUCAGUUGUCUUUUUUUUGUUAUUGUUUGUCGUCUUCGUCAUGUCGUCUGAGGAAGACUCGACGCUGCUUUUCCUCGUCUUUCAACACCUGAAGACGAAAGGCUUGUUUGGCGCCGCGGAGCUGCUGGAGAAACAUGUCGUCAAGGUGGAGACAGCACAAGCAAGCGUUAACCUACAAGACAUCUACAGAGCGUGGAUGAAGCUGUGCUUUAUUUCCCACCAUGCCGAGCAGCUAGCUGAGGAUAAAUCAAUCAAAAUUAAACCUCAGGGGAGCACUGAUGAGACCCUCUCAGAAGAAUACAACAUGGAUACCAAAGCUUCAUUGGCCUCUGAGCAGACAAUGGAAGCCAACGGAAACGCUCACGACGACUCUCCUGAUGAUGACAAAGAAGAGGAAGAAGGAGACGAGGACAAUAAGCAGCCACGAGUCAUCAUGGUGGUCAAAAAGGUCAAAGGUGAAACCCCUGAGCCAGAGGACACACAUGCCAUCUCCCUCUUGCAGCCACAAGACAUCGCAGACUCCUCAGAGGUCAAAGGUGAAACCCCUGAGCCGGAGGAGGCAGAUGUCACUCAAACAGAGGCCACGCCCACCUCAGAUGACAGCACUGAGCUGAUGAAGGUGAAAGCUGCUGAAUUGAAACCUGAAGAAAACAAACAAAUUGUCCUGCAGGCCACGGCCACCUGCGCUCAGGAUACCAAUGACCAGCCAACACAGACCCCAUCUCCUGCAGGAGAGCAGCAAGACCUUGAGGAGCCAUCAGCAAAAAAGAAAGGCAAGAAGAGGAAGAAGCACGAUGAAGAAAAAUCCUCUGACGGUGAAGUCAAAAAGAAGAAAGUGGAAGACCUUCAGGAGGAAAAAGUGGACGACCUUCAGGAGGAAAAAGUGGACGAUGGGGUGUGUCCACUGGAGGAGGAAAAAGAGGAGACGAAGGUAAAGAAGAGGAAGAGGGGGAAGAAGAAGACAGGUGAGAGGAGCCAGGAGGUGCAGUGUGAUGCAGGACCAGCAGGAGGCGACACAGAGACGCCAAACAAAGAGGAAACGGAAGGAGAGCAGCAAGACCUCGAGGAGCCAUCAGAAAAAAAGAAAGGCAAGAAGAGGAAGAAGCACGAUAAAGAAAAAUCCUCUGAAGGUAAAGUCAAAAGGAAGAAAGUGGAAGAUGGAAAGGAGGAAAAAGUGGAUGAUGGGGUGCGUCCACUGGAGGAGGAAAAAGAGGAGACAAAGGGAAAGAAGAAGAAGAGGAGGAAGAAGAUGACAGGUGGUGCCGCUACUCAGUGCUCCUCCAGCAAGAAGACACGAUGGCGCAAGAAACCAAGUCUCAAGAAGAGGAUGAGGAUGAGCAUGAAAAGGAAGAAACUUCAGCUUGGCCAGAACAAGAAAGACGUUACAAAAGAUAUGCCUCAGCCAUCAAAAGCUUCGAAGUCAGAGGAAGAAGCACCAAAGAGCAAGAAGAAGUCAAUAAUAGAUGUCAAUGGCAAGAAAGACAAAAAAAAGAAGAGAGCAGCCAAUGAAGAGGAGAAGGAAGAUGAUGUUGGGAACCUUCAUUGUCUUCCUGUUGGACAUUUGUCUCCGCUGUCAGAGAAGAAGAAGAAGAAGAAGAAGAAGAAAGCUGCUGAAUAUGUUGAUACUCCCGUUCAUACCAAGACAUCAGCCAAGAAAAUAAAGAAGAAACUGAAGUACCAAAAGGAGGACAACUGACUUACUGUUGCUUCAUUCCAGUGAUGGUGGUGAUGAUCUUUGAGGACGACCACGUUGGACUUCCCAGACACGACCAACUGUUUUAUUGUAAAACUGUGACUAAAAGUACUCUGCUGCUAACUUCAAGUAUGUUAAUGCUUAUCUCUGUGAGGUUAACGUUAGAUUAGCUGUAAAUGUCAUGCUUUCUGUUGACACUUGUGUAGUUUGACACAUUUCAUGGGGACAAGUUGUAGCAGAUGGAUGGAUGGAUGGAUGUUUUCAAGAAAUAAACUCACUUAGCUGCUUUGAUCAAAUAUCAUUUGUUUCCAUUUUCCAUCGCUACAGGAACCACGUGUGUCUCACAUGUCCUGUAAUACACAAAUAAUUGAUAGAAUGGAAAAAGCAGCAACAGAUGGGAGACUGUGGAGUAGAACAGUCUACGCUAACAUUGGCACACAACGGAAACUGUCGCUUAUUAAGGGCUGUUGAUUUGGGAAACAAACUAUAUCUCUUGCUGAGAAUUGAUUAGAUUUUUAAAGCUUUCAGACUUAUUGAUUGCAGCUAAUAGAGAAUUGAACCCCUUGUUUUUUCCCUUGGCCUCAGUCUGGACCCCCUCUCAAGGGGCCCAGGCUUAGACGGAUUUUUUUUCUCCCCCCCCAUUGUCUACCUGUAUCUCACCUUUUUUGUAAGGGGCGCCGGAAGUUGGCAGACCAGUCAGCGAUCCUGUUCUGUCUCCCUGUAAUGUUUGUCAGAUCUUGAAUGGGAUUGUGCUGAAAAUUUUAAUUUCCCCUCAGAGAUUAAUGAAGUAUUUCUGAUUUCUGAUUCUGAUUCUAUUUUACACAAUUAUUGGGACUUGUCAGCACAUAACAGUUAAUAUCAAAAGGGGCUGUUUGCAACCUUCACACUUUGACCUUUCCAAAGUGUAUUGAGCAGUACAGCCUGCCCUUGUAUGCACACAAUGACACUCGCACAUUAGCUUUGUGUGUUGUUCACUAAUGAUAGUGAUUUAGCUAUCAUUGAAAGUAUAUUCUGUCAUAACAAGAAAAUUCUUAGUUGCCUCGCUGGGACUCUUCUUGUAUAUGUAGGUGCUCCCUGUGGGUACGAGCCUGAAGGCCAGAUUGAUUCCUCUAGCCAGCGAGCAAUUUUUAUUCAAAAUAAGUAGUAACUGUGAAAAAUAUACUUUUGAGAAAUGUGUUCUGUUAAACUACUAAUGCUACUAAUGUUGUUAAAGUCAUCUCACGGUGGGCUAAUUAAUGGCGAACAGCCCCUUUUAAUUGUAUGUAUUUUUUGGUCGGAUUUAAAUAUAUUUAUUUAAAAAAUAGGGCUGUCAAAAUUAACAAGUUAAUUCAUGUGAUUUAUCAUUUUAAAAAAUUAAAAUAAUUGUGCACACACUUAGAUUAUUCAUGCAGUUUAUUUUGACUUUACAAGCUAUUUGACCUUGACUGCUAUAAGGUCAGUGAUUAGUACAAAGAUGAGUGCAGAGACUCUGACAGGUGUGCUCGCUGGAUAAUUUCACUCCAAAAUACAGGCUGAAAGAACUUCAGAUAAAAUUGUUACCAAGUUUUGUGCGAAUAAACAUGCAUUUAAGGAAAACGUUUCAAAACGUUC
This is a messenger RNA of Nerophis lumbriciformis (worm pipefish), 3384 nucleotides long. RefSeq lists its product as uncharacterized. The record is from RefSeq and is a predicted model, not a curated record. Lineage: Eukaryota; Metazoa; Chordata; Actinopteri; Syngnathiformes; Syngnathidae.